UAAGGAGUAACUUCUCCAGAAAAAGUUGCGUUUGAGUGUUUAACAAUUGUUUUUAUUGUUUGUGCUUCGCUAUAUUCCCUCGUUUAGACCUCAGAUGCGUAACCUGAAGACUUUGUGUCAUUUUCUAAAGUUAUUUCGUCAAUAAACAAACUAAACUUCCAGCUCAAAUCUGGAGGAAUGUGGAGCCAGUGGAGCGCAGAUUGUAUGGAUGCAGAUGAGCCACGAUGCUAGCGGCUAACUGGCUACUGAGGACACAGUGAGUGUCGACAUUAUUUGAAGAACAGCAACGGGAACUUGAUGUGCUGAUCUCUAUGGAGGGCAACGGAGAGAUCAGUGAUAGCGACAGCGGGAUCAUCCUUCAUUCAGGCUCUGACAGCCCAACAUCACACACGAAGGAUGUGAACACACACACGCGAGCCAUGAAGCUCAAGCACCAGGCGCUCCAGGACCGGCUAGAGAUCUGCAUACUGGAGCUGAAGAAACUCUGCAUCCGAGAAGCUGAGUUGACAGGCCAGCUGCCAAAAGUUUAUCCUCUAAUGCCUGGAGAGAAGCCACCACAGAUUCGAAGACGCAUCGGAGCUGCUUUUAAACUGGAUGAACAAAGCAUCCCUCAAGGAGCAGAGGAAUCCGAGCUGAAUUUAGUAGAUGCUGAGUUAGCACUGCAGAUGAAAAUAUACGAGGCAGCACGUAAGCUCUGCGAAGAGGACCACCUGAGCAAGGCUGUUAGAAGAAGCCGUGUGCAGCAGUGCAAACGAGAAGAGAAGAAAGUCAAACAGCUACAAGAGACAGCCUUUCACCUGCGACUGGAGCACGGUCGAUCAUCACCACUUCCUGCUUUUAAUAUUGCACAACAAGAUCUGGGUACAUCUGAUGACAGCUCUCUGUCUGACUCAGUAGUUCAAGAUGAAGAAGUGACAAGCCAGUCGUCACAGCCAUCCUCUGGACUCCCUUAUCCAGUAGAGACAGAUCCUCCACAGCCACUCCUCAUGUCAUCUCUGUCCAGCGUAGAUAGCUCCUACCUGUCUCCAAGUGUGGCUCCACAGCCGUCGCCACUGACACCGUGCCAGUCUCCCCAUCCGAGCCUCAACUCUACGCUGAGUUUAAACUCAAGCCCUGCAUAUGAUGCUCCUCCCAUCCAGCAUUCCCCGUGGACAGAAACGAGUCUUGACCAACCAUACCAGAAGAGCAGGAAGUCACGUUCUUCCAGCAAGACCAGUCCAUCCAAGACUGAACUGUUGCCACCGUUGGAAACUUGCUUGGCAGAGUCUGCUCUUCCGCUGCAGCUUUCCCAUCUGAAACUGGGCCGCUCCCAAUCCAGCAGUGCACCCUCCACACCAGAGAUGCGUGUGCACAGACAGCUCUCCCUCAGGUUAUCCAACCCUGACUCUUCAUUUGGGCCAGAAAAGGAGCGCGGCCGCACUAGAGGUGUGAGGAGGCGACUGACAGAAUAUGCAAUAACUUUACCAGAGACUCCUCCUCCUGCAGUGAAUUAUGGAAACUGUGCUACCUCUGAGGACAGCAACUCUGAACACUCAUUUACAUCUUACGCCAGCUCCCUGUGUCAGGAAUUGCCUUGUGAUUCGCCCAAACAGUAUCAGCGUGCAUUUGCUCACUCUAGCCCAGUUGGCAGCUAUGGACCUCAAAUCUUCCCACGCACUGGCUUUUAUCACAAUCCUCGGAACCAAUCCAGCCCGAGUAUUCACGAAUCCUAUUACAACGAGGAAAUGGUUUACCCACCUGAUAUGGACAUGACAAGGAGCUAUUAUGCCCAGCAGGCUCCCUGUCCUUCCAACAGAUAUGACUAUUGGUAUAAAGAGGCUGCUGUGCCCCCACAGAGAGUGCAGAGGCCCUUACCUCCUGAUAUUAGACUUUCCCCCUCACCAGCACAAUGGGACCACCCACACUACCGCUCCAGUGGCCUCCCACGACAAGUGGUGAACGAACAGCUGAAGUCGUGGCACUGGCGCACUCAGAUUAAAACACCCAGGGCUCGUUCUCUUGACAGGCAAGGAGCAGUCAGACUGAAAAACAUGUCAGCUCGGGAGUCACCAUGCUACCAAAGUCAGAAGUACCACGAACAGGUUAUCCAAAGAAGGGCUCUCCAAAGAGCCGCUGGUGACACUCAGGGGCACUGGGUUGUGGAAGACGGCUCUCACUAUAUAAGCGAACUGUAAAGAAACGAAAUGUGGACUCCAAACUGAAAAUGUUGGCUCAGAGGCUGCCACCGGAUUAAGCAGUCAGAGAACUGAGUUGGAUUUCAGAUUUUUUGUAAUGAAAGUGUGUCAUGUUGUGGGAGGAUGGAAAAAAUGGAACAUCUUAGACUAAAAUGCAAUUUCAGAACAAAAACACCACAAACUACGGUCUCAGUAAUCAACGUCUGUCUGACAAUCACAAAAGCUAAAGAAUA
Messenger RNA from Scomber scombrus (Atlantic mackerel), 2407 nucleotides. RefSeq names its product innate immunity activator b (gene inavab). The transcript is spliced from 10 exons. NCBI's taxonomy places the organism in Eukaryota, Metazoa, Chordata, Actinopteri, Scombriformes, Scombridae. Bases 312 to 2174 code for a protein of 620 amino acids. Gene Ontology annotation, biological process: adherens junction maintenance; positive regulation of protein ubiquitination. The record is from RefSeq and is a predicted model, not a curated record.